This is a messenger RNA of Pseudovirgaria hyperparasitica, 918 nucleotides long. RefSeq lists its product as uncharacterized. The transcript has a single exon. The record is from RefSeq and is a predicted model, not a curated record. Lineage: Eukaryota; Fungi; Ascomycota; Dothideomycetes; Acrospermales; Acrospermaceae. The coding region runs from base 345 to 827 and encodes 160 amino acids.
UGUUAACCAGGUACUAAUAAGUGUUAAGGCUUCGACCUCAUUCAUUCUGCAUCAUUUAUCCACUAAUAAUCACUAAUUGUCACCUAAGAGGGCAUUCAACGUUAGGAUAGCCCACUCAAUAGGCUCAUUUCGGCUUUCAUUCCAACAUCCUCGGCCGUGGCUCUCUCUCACACACACUCUCUCUCUCUCUCUUUCUUCUCUCCAUUCGCGCACCAUUGAACUUUUGCUAUAAUCCUUCGUAUCCCCUGGAAUCAAAACUCUUACUGAAACACUUCAAGUAUGUGCCUGUCUCUCACUUGUCAUUUUUCUCCUUGGCUUCCAUUCGGCAUAAUUCACGCGGAGAAAUGAGUUACCUUAGCUGCCUGACAAGCCAAGGCGCUAAGUGUCCCAGUUCAUGUCGUCAUCUCCAGCAGCACGUGAGAAGUCGAUACUCAGUACCAACUCCUAUCUACCUUUUUUAUUUAUUUUAUAUGAUUCUUCACUUGCUGUGUCUGCAAUCAGCUGCAUUCAGGCGUUUCCCGUUACGAGACAUCGGGACACGUCCCCUCGUUCUCGGUGGUCAGGUGAAUUGUGUUAAUUGUGUCACUCACACGCGUUAUCUGUCCUACACGUCGUAUGGUGACGCUGCUGCAGAUGUGGCGCUCAUCAUUGUCCUCUUUUCACCCCAGACGCCUGUCAGCUCGCUGGUCGCAGAGUCCUCCUGUUAUGAAGUUGAAUGCAGUGAUCAUAGCGUCGUCCUGCAUCAAGCAUAUCACACAUCUCAGGCAGUCCUAAGUUUCUCCGACUUGCAUUCCACUCGGCCCACAUCAGUCAUGAUCUACUGUUGAACCCAAACCUUGCGUGGGAAAUGAGACUGCGAGAACGACGACAUUGUAUGGUAGAUUGUAAGAAAGGUUGCGAGCGUGGGAUAAGUCACCU